Molecule: messenger RNA, 4296 nt
Organism: Peronospora farinosa
Lineage: Eukaryota; Oomycota; Peronosporomycetes; Peronosporales; Peronosporaceae
Source: the annotation of a GenBank genome assembly
AUGGCGGCAGUAGAGCGUGUCUUAAUGGAGCUGACGCGACUAAACGAGGAUAAUUUAGCACCCUCUACUCCCUCUUCAUCGCCUUCUUCAUGUGCUUCAGCUAUGAAACAAUUUUCCAUUGUCUCAGCGUCUUCAGUAGCUCCCGAGGCGGUGGUAAUCGUACCCCACCAUAACCCCACACCAUUUGCAUUGCCACGAGUACGUCUGACAUCUCCAUAUAAGGACCAAGCAAUAGUCAAGAAGGAAUUGGAGAAAAUAUGUCAUCCUCUAUUCGCAUUAGAACGUCUAGGACCUUUUUCUCGUGGCUGGAGAGCCAAUACGAAAAAGGUUACGGUCUCACAAAGUCGGUUAUUGGCACAAAUGCCCAUGUCGACACCUCAUCAGGAACUAUUUCCGACACGGGAAUCAAUAGUGAAAGACCCGUUGAAGCUUCAAUACAAAUUUCAAGCUGUAAACGUCUCAAGAACAGGAGAAAACAUCACAUUUAGCACUGCAUUAAGCAAACAAGAUGAGUACGCUCGAGGUACAAUGAGCAAAAAGCCUUUUUCUCCUGGAGGUGACUCUCUCGUGGAGCUAGAGACGGACGAGACAGAAAAUCAGCUGAAUUUUAUGCAAAAAUUAUUGCUCAAAGAGGAGGAACAAUAUCGAAAUCUCCUCGUGUUAGGAGACGGUGAUGAACUGGAUGAGAAUCUACUGAAGAGUCUCGUGUUUGAAGUCCCCGGUAUUAAUGGCUGCUUGACUGCAGAAGAUGUGAAAAAGAUUGAGAAAAAUGAAGAUGAAGUGGAGGAAGAGGAGGAAAUUAAGAUAGUAGGAGUGAACCCCAAGUCACUGCUUUUGCCUUAUAUUGAAGCUGUAACAGAUAAAGAUCAUGUGGCUGCUAUCCAGAGUGCUGUUAUGGAUGAAAAGGCUGCGAAUGCAAUGAGGCAGAAUGAUGAAAACACGACGGUUGGACUGGACCAGCUGCUGCGGGAAAUGGAGGAUGAUGGAGAAUUGAUAGAGCUGGGCUUCUCACUUGAGGUUGAAGAGCAAGAAACUGCAGAGGACGACAAGCACAAUGAAGUUGAAUCGGAGCAAGUGAGUAUGACCGCCAAGGUUGCAAAAUCUGGAGCUGAGUCUGACGGAGCUACUGGUGAAGAGGACACACUUGAAGAUCCAGAGACUAUACUGGAGUCAAUUCUUGAUUUAUCUUUCGAGUCGACAGCCUUAACGUUGCACAGAAAAACGGGCUCGAUGAUGGAGUGGGCAAGCAUGGUGAGCGUCGAUGUGCGCAACUUCCAUGAAAAGGUACCGGAAAUGGCCAUGAAGUACGAGUUUGAAUUGGACGUGUUUCAAAAAGAAUGCGUGAUCCAUUUAGAACGGCAUGAAUGCGUGUUUGUAGCCGCACAUACCUCUGCUGGCAAGACUGUUAUUGCAGAAUAUGCCAUUGCGAUGUCUCAGAAGCACAUGACUCGUACCAUUUACACAUCACCCAUUAAAGCGCUUUCGAACCAAAAGUACCGCGACUUCCGCACCAAGUUUGGCCCUGACAAUGUUGGCUUAAUUACAGGUGAUGUCAGCAUCAACCCUGACGCAAGUUGUCUUGUCAUGACAACGGAGAUCCUGCGUUCAAUGCUCUAUCGUGGCGCCGAUAUUAUUCGCGAUAUUGAAUGGGUUAUCUUUGAUGAGAUUCACUACAUCAACGAUAGUGAACGUGGAGUAGUUUGGGAGGAAGUGAUAAUUAUGCUUCCCGAACAUAUCGGUAUGGUGUUUUUGUCGGCAACCACUCCAAAUCACUUGGAAUUCUCGGAUUGGAUUGGACGUACGAAGAAGCAGAAAAUUCACGUAAUAUCUACUACUAAGCGGCCCGUCCCCCUCCAACACUUUCUUUAUUCUGGAAAGGCAUUAAUUAAGCUAUAUGAUGCCACUUCUGGGUAUCUUCCUAAUGCUCAUGGUGCAGCCAAGGCAAAACUUUACCCUGCGUCAGAAAAAUCAAAGUCAGGUGGUCGAGGCGGUGGAGCCGUAUCUAGGGGUGGUGGUAGUAGCGCAAACGCGCGUAGCAUUCGCACGUCGGGAGGCAAUCAAGGAGAGUGGACGAAGCUUAUCAAUACCUUGAAGGACAAAGCACUUCUUCCAGUGGUAGUAUUUGCCUUUAGCAAGCGUCUGUGCGAGGAGAGUGCAAGUAAGUUGGCUAAGCUUGAUCUGAGCACGCCAUCGGAGCGAUCUGAAAUCCACCUCUUUCUUGAAACAAGUGUGCAAAGACUUCAUGGAUCUGAUCGUGAGUUGCCACAGGUGCUAACGAUAAAGGAAAUGCUCAAACGUGGCAUUGGUGUGCACCAUGGUGGUCUGCUCCCAAUUAUCAAGGAGAUGGUCGAAAUCUUAUUCGGCCGUGGUCUUGUCAAGGUGCUGUUCUCGACAGAGACGUUUGCAAUGGGCGUGAAUAUGCCUGCUCGUACGGUUGUGUUUAACGGAAUCCGUAAGCACGAUGGAAAGAAUUUUCGAGACCUUUUGCCCGGCGAAUACACACAAAUGGCUGGCCGAGCUGGCCGUCGUGGUCUGGACUCGGUUGGUACCGUUAUCAUUGCAUGCUGGAACGAUAUUCCCGAGCCCACAUCGCUGAGGACAAUGUUAGCAGGAAAGGCAACGCCACUUUCCAGCCAGUUCCGCCUGACAUACAACAUGAUUCUGAACCUAUUGCGAGUGGAGGUGCUGACGGUGGAGGAUAUGAUGAAGCGCUCGUUUUCGGAAUUUCACACACAAAAGGCGCUUGCAUCAAAGAAUAUUCCCAAGUUAAUCCAAAAGGGUAAGAAACUGCUUCAGCAACUUGAGCGGUCUCUAGUGGAAGACUAUCCGCACCUUGAAGCGAGUGGAGAGCUUGCACAGAUGCAGGAGUUCUACCAGCUUAAGCGCACUAAGCGUGAACUGGAAACGAAGUUGACGAAGUGGCUGCUUGCAAACAACAUACAAGCUGCCAAAAAUGCGAUCGCACCUGGUCGAAUUGUGAUUCUUAAUGUGAAGGGGCUGUCGUCUGAUCAAUUGGCACUGGUGGUGCGCACGAAUGCUGCAUUGUUGGGCGAGGGUGGAUCUGCCAGGUCAAAGCUCUCGUUCGAAACCGAUCUUCAGAGCUCGACUGUUACUGGCGGCGGACACAAGGGGGUAUUCAAGUCAAUUAUGGUAAUCACACUCUGCCCAGACGACUACCAGCCUCCAAGGGUGGAGAAACCAUCAGCCACCAAGAAAAGUUUUCACAGCCUUUUGGGGAGCGGGCGUCUGUUGCGUAGCAAGAGGGAUGAUGACGAUGAUCGUAUGUUUGGGAGGGUAGCCAUGCAGGGAAAAUCUGCGAGCCAAGAAAGCUUGGAGCUCACGGCUCCAUCAACCGCUACGCUCUUAGGAGUAAAGUACGCUGUGCUGGAAGUCCCUGAGAGCUGUGUUGAGAGUGUCACCUCUAUUGUAGCCUCAAGUGUAAACACGAAAACGCUCGUGGCCUCGUCAUCGAAGAAGGAGCUUGCCAGUAGUAUUGUUUUCCUGGUAAAGCUCGAGAAGGAUGCCUUAGCAACGCAGAAGGCAGCCAUUGCUUACGUCGAUUUAAGGGGUGAACUCAAGGUCAAUGACCUCGAAGUCGCGACAGGCUACGCGCAGUGGCAGCAGUUGUACUCGAUGGUGCUUAACCAUCCAUGUGCAACAGAUUCACCAUCAGUUUCUCGUGUCAUGGGCAAAGUUGAGAAAACUUUCAGGUUGAAAGCCUAUUUGGUACGGAUGACCCGAGAAUUGUCGAAUGACUCGUUGUCACUCUUCCCAGACUUUCAACAGCGACUAAGUGUGCUGAAACGACUCGGGUACAUUUCAGAAGAUGGUGUCGUACAGGUUAAGGGUCGGGUAGCGUGCGAGAUUAACACGUGCGAAGAGCUGGUGUUGACAGAGAUGAUUUUCGAAAAUGUGCUAGCGAACCUGGAGCCUGAAGAGAUUGUUGCGAUAACUCGCGAUGUGGUCAAGAACAUCGCAGAAUCGCUUGGUCUCAUCCAGCUGGAGCAGCAAUUGGAAAUUGAUCCUGCAGUCUACUGCAAGGGUGCUCUCAACUUCGGCCUGAUGGAAGUUGUUUACGAGUGGGCAAGAGGAAUGCCGUUCAAGCAACUGUGUGAGCUCACCGACGUUCAGGAAGGCUCUAUCGUGCGCUGCAUUACACGUUUGGAUGAGAUUUGCCGUGAAGUACGCAAUGCUGCUCGCGUGAUUGGCGACCCGCAGCUUUACCGCAAGAUGGAAGUCGCAUCUGAGGCCAUCAAACGUGACGUUGUGUUCGCCAGCAGUUUGUACCUGUCCUAG